This is a messenger RNA of Acaromyces ingoldii, 2494 nucleotides long. RefSeq lists its product as hypothetical. The coding region runs from base 85 to 2364 and encodes 759 amino acids. The record is from RefSeq and is a predicted model, not a curated record. The transcript has 5 exons. NCBI's taxonomy places the organism in Eukaryota, Fungi, Basidiomycota, Exobasidiomycetes, Exobasidiales, Cryptobasidiaceae.
GUGCGAUCACAUGGUCGAAAUGGCGCUUGUUACUUACAUCACUUAGCCUUUCUUUUUACUACCACCUCGAUUUCCUUGCUGGAGAUGUCCGAGCGACUUCCCGCUCAAUUGGUGUUCGAUUCGGCAUCAGUUCCGCGCCAAAGACCAAGAGCCAGAGCUGUGUCUGCCAAAUGCUGCUGUUACAGCUUCGCUUUGAUCAUCGCCGCCUUCGUUCUCUGCGCCUUCGCACUUCUGGCGCAGACAACCUACAAAAUCGCCCGCAACAUAGCUUCGCCCCACGAAGAUCUGACCGCAAAGAGCACGAGCAUUGACGUUAUCAAACCCCUGAUUAACAGCACCUCCCGUUUCGACAUUCUGGCUACGGUCUGGCUUGAUGUCACUCAGCAUGUCGCAGCCGGCAAGCAGCUCCCGUCGGAGACUAGGGUGGUCACAUACACGUCUCCCGCUGGUCCGGAGCGGUCGGAAGCUAUUCUAUUCAGCGGUAACAUUGUCGCCAAUACUACUAUGUUGAGCCGUGUGCACGGCAAAGCAAGGAUCAAGGUACCGAUCGAGCCGCUGUACUCGCAGAGUCUCGGGCCUUCGACAUUGCGCGCUACCUUUCAGCUGAAGCCACAUGACCAGAGCGCUCUCGGUACAUUUGAAUCCAACCGCGCCAUCUACCCUGCUGGCUUGCCGGUGGGCCCACGUUCGCCGUCUUCCCCUUUGCUUUUCAAAGAGAAGUCAAUCAAUGAGACUUCGCGCCCAGGUACUUUUACCGAGGCUCUGGAGCAUUCUUCGGUCAAUGCGAACCUUCUGACGCUGCUUCCUAGCAAAUGGAGACUCGAGGAUGCUAUGGAUAAUUUACGGGAGCGCAAGAUGGAUGAUCUCGUGGACCCGUACUUUGACAGAUCCGCGGCCAACUGUGCGUUUGCGAACAGAGACGACGUCAAUAGUCAUGGUCGACAUUUGUACGUUGGCAAGGAGCAACAAUUGAUGAUUCCCCAUAUCAUCACCCGCACCCGCCUGGUCCUCGUGAAGGAAGAGCGAGAAUUCGAUGCUGUCCACUAUAUGAAGAGGUGGAAGGAGGCCAUCAGUCAAUUUUCCGCCGCUUGUAAGGAUAUCGCGGAACGCGCCGCUACUUGCUCGAGGCCAUACCAAUUUUCUCUCUUUGAAAACCUCAUAAGCACAAGGAUUGUAGAGGGAGAGCCUUCGCGGCAUUUUUACGCCCCUUUCCUUGUCCAACCAUGGCGAACGAUUGCACCACGUCAUCACCGAACACUGCCCCUUUCGAAGUCAUGGGAGGCUGGCGCUUUACCAGUAGAAGCGGACGAGGGAAAAUGUCUUAUUCCGAUGCUUGACGUGGACGCAUCGGGGGAGCACUUUGUCCUGGAUUGGGAUGUGCCCUUCUCAUCCCACAGCCACAUGCGCGCUUCCAUGGCUGAGACGGUACAUUCGCAGCAAUCGCUGGCGACCUCGGCCAGUGUGACCAUCCUCGAGCUACCGGCGGCGCCAAGGGUGAAUAUAAGCGAAUCUAGCGACAUCGAAUGGCAAGUCCAAGCCUACGGAUUCGGAGAUCGCGAACACCAAAAGAGCCGGCCGACCCUCUCCCUGUUGAGUCACGCUGUUGAAACUAUCUUCUGGCUCAUUUGCUUGCUACUCUUGGAGCCACUUUAUUGGUAUUCCCGAGAAACCAGCGCGGGUCUCUCUGGUCGCGGCCAGUGGAUGUUGAUCGCUGCAGCUUGCCUGGAUGUCUGGCCACAAGUCAACGUGCCGCGAAGCUUUGACUUUCUCAGCAUCACUGCUCUUCUGUACCUUCUCUUUUCAAUCGCUCCGCUGCUUUUCAUGCUGUCAGUGCUGCUCAGGCUGGAGUACGUCUCGUCGCGAAAGCCGCUGAAGCGACGGCUGCGGCGGCGUCCCGCAGAAUCAAGAGAGCGUUUGACAGCGCGUCUUGAUGGCCGCUUUGGAUGGGUCGUGCCGAUCGCUCUGCUAGCAUUUUUCCUAGCAACGAUUCGCUUCGUCGAGCCUCACAAGGUCGCCGUCAAGGCUUCGGUGGGCUGCCACCACACGGAUGAGCAGGCUCUUUCUAUCCACCUUCUACAGCUCUCGUAUGCUCUCUCUCGGUCCGGUCAAAUUCUGCAAAUGUGGCACAACGUCCAGUCUAGAUCAUUUGCGGGCAGCUUCAAGCUUUCGGUGCUUCUCACCUUUUUUGCUAUGGUCAUAGGCACUAGUAUUGAUCACGUGGAGAUCAUCGGUGGCUGGAAACCAAGCCGCGACGACAUCACCUUAAGCGAUGUCGAGGACUGGCUCCUGGCCGUCGUACUUCUGUACCAAGCGCUGUCCUUCCCAGGCGUUCGACAAGAUGCGGACGACUACAACAAGUUAUGACCCAAACGCGUAAUGGUGUAACAUCAAGAACUCUAUCAUCAGUCUUUCAAAUGGGAUAAGACGCAACUUUUUCAGAUCGUCACACGCGCAGAAAAGAUGGGGACGCGUUCUCUGACCACCACGCCAUCCC